AUGGCCUCCCUACCCAUCUUCAACACCGGUGAGACCUGGUCUCAACUCCACUCCAACCUGCAAAAGCAGGUCAACCAGCUCGUUCACGAUGUGAAGGAGCUCCAGGCCGAGCGAGUGGUGGCUCGGACCACCAAUGACGCCCUGAUCCGGGCAGGCGCGGCGGCCGAGACCGCCAAGGCCGAGGCCGAGCGCAAGCUGGCUGUUUCGCGUGCGCUCUUUGAGAGCAUGCACAAACACCACCGCGCCUGCCCCGGCAACAUGAGCACCCAGGACGACCAAGCCUGGGAUUACGGCGUGAAGCUCCAAGACCAAAACAAGGAGCUCACCAAGGAAGUCAAGGAGCUCAAGGACGAGCGAUCCCGCCUCGAGAACGACCUGGCGUUCAAGACCCAGGAAUCCGAGACCAAAGAGAAGGAGGCCGCGGUCCUCCAGCACCGCAAGGAUGAGCUCACCCAACAGCUCACAAAGGUGAGGCAGAACCUUGAGCAAGAGACCAAGGACGCCGCCGACAUCCGCAACAACCUCGACACCGCCUACGCGGACCUCACGCGCAAAGAGGAAGAGCACCGCGCCCUACGCAAGCAGAAGGACGACGCAGAAGCCGAGCUCUACAGCGCAAAGCUCCAGAUUCAAGAUGCGCACGACCACUAUCAGCAGUCGCAGAAGCGCGUCGAGGAGCUGGAGUCUCAGCGGUCCGCCAUCGAGGCGCUCGAACAGGAAAAUGCGACGCUGCAGAACGAGGUCGACAACAUGCAGGAAGCACUCAACGACCACGACCGUACCGUCCUCGUCAAAGACGCGCGCAUCGCAUACCUUGAGAACCAGGUCCAGAAGGCCUUGACUGCAGCCGCAAGAGCUCAGGACGAGCAAAACAAAGCGAAUGCUGCCGAAGACCCCACCACUGCCGAGUCAACCUCUGUCGCCAUCGCGCCGGUUGUGUCGCUGCAAGACGAAUUCGAGGACCUCUCCGAACCCGCCGACGACCUUUUCGACACCGAAGCCGCAUCCCAACUCGAACCCAGCCUUGAGCUCGUCACCGCUAUCACCACGGCUAACAUUGCGCCGUUCGAUGCGCCCACGACUACUUCCUCUACGCAGACAGCUGUGUCGCCCGCUCAAGCCGUUACAUAUUCGACCCAGACAGAGGUCUCUACGACUGCCGACAUUGCGCCUAUCGAUGCGCCCACAACUACUUCUUUCACACAGACAACUGUGUCGUCCGCUCAGGCCCUUACAUCUUUGACCCAGACAGAAGUAUCUACGACAGCCGACAUUCCUCCCACAGAACCCCAGCAGCCCGCACUGGACAUCGCGCUUGCAACCCCGGUCGCCAUUGCUCCCGUUGAGCCUUCGACGACGCUAUCGGCAUCGGACGUGCGCAUUCUAUGGGAUAACCAGAUCGAGCCAGCACUCAGGAAGCUUGUCCCAUCCUCCAGUCAUACCGUCCACUUCAUCGUCGAGAGGGUGCAAGAUCUGACAGACUCCAUGCGCACAACAUCAGCCACCCAGGUAGAGCACGAAGAGACGGAGGCAGAAGAGCUUAGCAUCUCGCCCUUUACUACGGCAGCUCACAUUGCGCCGGUUGAAUCUUCUACCACGCAGACUGACCCUCCGAAGCUCACGCAAACCGGAACGUCCACUGUCCUUGACCUACCGUCUGUCGUCCACGAAGAUCGACACACGCAAACCAACAUCCAGUCUCCGUCUCACGUCGUCGUCGUGCGCAAGAAGAGCAGUAUCUUGAGCCUUUCUACUGCUCUCGCCCUCUUCUUCGCUCUACUAAGCAUCUUCUACUACGUGGAGCUUGAGUCAUGGAAGCACAGCAACAACCGCGCUGGUGUCAACCGCCUGUACAACUCUAUGGGCUACCAGCGUCGUGGUCGCCACCUUUUUCGGCACCAUUCCAGUCUGCUACGAGCAGGGGAGAGACGUGGUUGA
Messenger RNA from Didymosphaeria variabile, 1938 nucleotides. RefSeq lists its product as uncharacterized. The transcript has 2 exons. The record is from RefSeq and is a predicted model, not a curated record. NCBI's taxonomy places the organism in Eukaryota, Fungi, Ascomycota, Dothideomycetes, Pleosporales, Didymosphaeriaceae. Bases 1 to 1938 code for a protein of 645 amino acids.